AACUUUGAUUCAGAAAAAUUCGAUCACUAAAAUCUUUUUAGACCCAUUAAGGGUUGCCUGCCCUAAACCCGCCCCAUUUCCAAAUCCGCGCUACCUCGAAUUCUCCACCCUUGACCCUUCCAAAAGGAAAAGCAAAAUGUCUCAAGUGGCAAAGAAAGAAGAACGAGUAGGAAAUGGAAGGAGCUAAAAAAGAUAUUCCGAUGAUCAAAAAAUGGCUUAAUCAACACCAUCAGCUAUAUACCGCUGCCACAAGACACCCAUUUACCCUUAGCAUCCGUGAUGGGUCUGUUCAACUCUCUGCCUUCAAAAGAUGGCUGGGGCAAGAUUAUAUAUUCGUUAGAGCCUUUGUCCCUUUCGUAGCAAGUUUACUUCUGAAAGCUUGGAAGGAGUCGGACGAUGAUUCAGACAUAGAGGUUAUCUUAGGCGGUGUUGCGGCACUGAAUGAUGAGAUAUCAUGGUUCAAGAGAGAAGCAUCUAAAUGGAAUGUUUCACUGUCCAAUAUUGUUCCUCAAAAGGCCAACCUAGAAUAUUGCAGAUUUUUGGAAAGCUUAAUGAGCGAUGAUGUAGAAUAUACUAUUGCCGUUACAGCUUUUUGGGCAAUUGAAGCUGUCUACCAAGAAAGUUAUGCGCAUUGUUUAGCAGAUGGCUCUAAAACUUCAGAAGAACUAAAAGAGACUUGUCAAAGAUGGGGCAAUGAUGAUUUUGGUCGGUAUUGUGGUUCUCUUCAAGAUAUAGCUAAUCGUCGUCUUGAGAAGUCACCAGAAGAUAUUAUCUCAAAAGCUGAGGCAAUUGUUAUACGUGUACUGGAGUAUGAAGUUGAGUUUUGGAGCAUGAGUCGCGGGGAAAACUGAGUGCCUCUUGACUGACCGUCAUUUAUGAGUCGCGAGAAAAACUGAGUUCAUGUGGUUUAGAAGUCUAUUCCAUCUAUAAACUAGGACGGUAUGUUGUACUCUACAUAGAAACAUGACAUUGUCUUAUAGCAAACAAUUGUACUUUGGCAUGAUUUUGGCCUCACUAGAUCACUCUUGGAAAUGUGUCUUUCAUGCAUUUAUGUAAAUUUUAUUGGGUGAAAGAAGCAAUCGCUCUAUAAAAAUAUAGAGUUCUUGAUGUUAAACUCAGGAAAGUGAUUGGUGUCCCUAGGUGAAUUUUGCAUCAUUUUGUUA
This is a messenger RNA of Nicotiana tabacum (common tobacco), 1163 nucleotides long. Its product is annotated as putative bifunctional TENA-E protein. Gene Ontology annotation, cellular component: cytosol. Lineage: Eukaryota; Viridiplantae; Streptophyta; Magnoliopsida; Solanales; Solanaceae. The record is from RefSeq and is a predicted model, not a curated record.